Molecule: messenger RNA, 504 nt
Organism: Cyphomyrmex costatus
Lineage: Eukaryota; Metazoa; Arthropoda; Insecta; Hymenoptera; Formicidae
Gene: RpL28
Product: ribosomal protein L28
Exons: 4
Coding region: 72-488 (138 amino acids)
Biological process (GO): translation
Cellular component (GO): ribosome
Molecular function (GO): structural constituent of ribosome
Source: RefSeq, a predicted model, not a curated record
UGAGCUUGAGAGAUCUUUUCCGAUUUUCUCUUGUAAGUUCUUAUUGCUGGCCCACGAGACAAAAAUUUAAGAUGUCGUCUCACUUGAAUUGGAUGAUAAUCCGCGACAACAAUGCUUUCCUUCUGAAGAAACGUAACAUCAACAAGCCGUUUUCUACGGAAGCUAACAAUUUGACAAAUUUGAGUAGUUAUCGCUACUCUGGUGUAAUUCACCGUAAGAGUGUUGGGGUCAUCGAUACUCCUGACAAAAAAGGUUUCACAGUUGUUUAUAAGAAGGCCAAAGCAGUUAACAAGCCUGCCAAAGCUAAUGUAAAGAGCACAAUGAAGGCAGGAGCUCGUCGUUCUCUACACAAGUUAAAAACUCUUCUUAAAAAGAACAAGUAUCGUGUUGACCUUACGAAGGCUGCACUGCGACGGGCCAGUGCUGUACUGCGAUCACAGAAACCUCUUCCCACUAAGAAAACACGAACUACUAAAAAGACCGAUUAAUUUGUAUAUUUUAUUA